AUGGAGGAGUCAUCGUCAUCAUCAUCAGCAACAAUGUUAAAAUUAACUGCAUCCAAUUACUCCAUUUGGAAGCCAAGAAUGGAGGACAUCCUUUACUGCAAGGAUUUGUAUGAGCCCCUUCAAUUGCUGGGACAAAAACCAGAAGGGAAGUCAGACGAUGCAUGGAGCAUUAUGAAUAGAAAAGCUGUCGGACAAAUCCGACAAUGGGUGGAUCAAAGUGUAUUCCACCAUGUGGCACAAGAGACGGAUGCAUACAAAUUAUGGACAAAAUUGUCGUCCAUGUACGAGCGAAAGACCGCUCAAAAUAAGGCAUCGGUUAUCCGACGGUUGGUAAACCUUAAGUACAGAGAUGGUCGAAGUGUUACCGAGCAUCUUAGUGACUUCCAAGGUUUGAUCAACCUGUUGAUGAAUAUGAAGAUGGUCCUUGAUGAUGAGUUACAAGCACUAGUGUUACUCAGCUCUUUGCCUGAUAGCUGGGAUACACUAGUAGUAUCCUUAAGCAAUUCAGCUCCUCAAGGUGUUCUUACAUUGGACAUAGUUAAAGAUAGCAUGUUCAAUGAAGAAGCAAGGAGGAAAGAACAAAGUGUUGUAGCCGAGUCAGAAGCCCUCGUCUCAGAGUAUCGUGGAAGAACUAACAAUAGAAAAUUCCACAGGCGAGACAAGUCAAAGGUCAGGUCAAGAGAUGGCUCGAGAGGAAGGUCCAAGACAAGAAAGGACCUAGAAUGUUACCAUUGUGGUGGGAUAGGCCACAUGAAGAGAGAGUGCAGGUUGUUUAAACGAGAGCAAGAUAGAGGUAAUGAAAAGAGUGAUGCGAGGCACACGACCGCAACUACCUCUGGUGGAAAUGAGGUAAUUAUUCUAUGUGGUGAUGGCUUCGUUAAUUUUUCCUCUCAAGAUACAUGCUGGAUAAUGGAUUCUGGUGCAUCAUUUCAUGUCACCUCAAGAAGGGACUUCUUUACAUCUUACACUAAUGGAGAUUUUGGUAAUGUGCGGAUGGGAAAUGACAAAUUGUCUAAGAUCGUGGGAAGAGGAGAUAUUUCCCUUGAAACCAACACAAGUUGUCACUUGGUCCUCAAGGAUGUGAGACAUGUUCCAGACAUGCGUCUCAAUCUAAUCUCCACUGGAUUACUUGACGAUGAAGGAUACACCAAUGUCUUUGCUGAAGGGAAAUGGAAACUCAGCAAGAAUUCUCUUGUCCUAGCACGAGGGAAGAAGGAAAACACCCUAUACAUGACACAUGCAAAAGUCAGUAAUGGGUACGUAAAUGCUCUCGCAGAAGACUCGAUUGAGCUAUGGCAUAAAUGGCUCGGUCACAUGAGCAAGAAAGGGCUACAAAUUCUUGCCAAAAGAGAGGCAUUGACUGGGAUGAAGAAAUGCAUGCCUCUAAAAUCAUGCACGCAUUGCUUGGCUGGAAAGCAGCAUAGAGCUUCGUUUCAACAUGGUCAUGCACAAAGAAAACCGAAUGUAUUAUGUUGUGUACUCUGA
This is a messenger RNA of Prunus armeniaca (apricot), 1485 nucleotides long. The record is from the annotation of a GenBank genome assembly. NCBI's taxonomy places the organism in Eukaryota, Viridiplantae, Streptophyta, Magnoliopsida, Rosales, Rosaceae.